This is a messenger RNA of Vicia villosa (hairy vetch), 600 nucleotides long. RefSeq lists its product as uncharacterized. Lineage: Eukaryota; Viridiplantae; Streptophyta; Magnoliopsida; Fabales; Fabaceae. Bases 1 to 600 code for a protein of 199 amino acids. The transcript has a single exon. Gene Ontology annotation, molecular function: nucleic acid binding; RNA-DNA hybrid ribonuclease activity. The record is from RefSeq and is a predicted model, not a curated record.
AUGUACCAAGUUAAGGAUCCUUCUCCAAUUAAGGUAGCAGAGGAGGCUUUGGAGAGUGUCAUGGAAUUUAACAAAUGGAAUGAUGUCAAGAAAGGUGAAGAAAGGCUCAGGACAACUUCUGACACAAGCACCUUGGGUGUCCAUUUCUUACAUGUGGAUGCUAGCUUUUCUGAAGAAGGAUUCAUGACCAUGGGGUGUAUCAUCAAAGAUCACAACCAGGCCUUUUCUCUAGCUGCGUGUAGAAGAGAAAAUAUGCAAGUGGAGGUUGCUGUGGGAGAAGCCAUGGCAGUAAGGUGGGGAUUAUCUCUGGCCAAAGACCUGAAUUUAGAGAAGAUUGUGAUCAAAUCGGAUGCUAAGGUGGUGGUGGAUUGUGUAAACGGUUUCUCCAAGCUGGUGGCCCUGGAACCUGUGAUCGUGGACAUUAAGGAGAGCUUAAGAUUUUUUAAUUUUGCUUCUUUAUUGUUUCAUAGUCGUAGUUGUAAUUUUCAGGCCCAUAACUUAGCCAGAUUAGCUCAUUUUGUUGGUUCCAGGACAUGGGUUGAUGAGUAUCCAUCACAGGAUAUUUCUGCUUUUGUAACUUCUGCUAGUUUGCUUGUUUAA